CUGCUGGGAACGGAAUCCCCAGGGCUGCCCCCGGCCCCCCGCUGCGCAUGCGUGUGAGGCCUCCCUCUCGGCGGCGGCGGCGGCGGCCGGGGCGUUUCCCGCUCCGCCCGGGGUCUGCGGCUGCGCAGAGCGGAGGCCCGGUUGGUGGGGGGGGCGGGACACACGACACGGGACCAUGGGCCUCGGUGUGGGCUAAGCCGGCCGCCGCCGCCGUGCCCUCCGACGGAGCGCCCCGGUUCCCCUCGCCGGUUGCAGAAAUGUCCAGGCGGGGGCGCGCCGAGGGGGCACAAUGAAUGGAGAUGCGCCCGGAGGAGCAGACACCGCGGAGGGCCCCGGGCCCGUGCCCGAAGGUUGGCAGCGCCACUUGCGUCGGGGAGCUGUGCACUAUGUCAGCCCGAGUGGCGUGGAGCUGGUGUCCCUGGAGCAGACCCGAACCUACCUCCUCAGCGACGACACCUGCAAAUGCGGCCUGUCCUGCCCCGUGCGGCUGCCUCAGGUUUUCAACUUUGACCCCUUGGCCCCGAUGACCCCAGCGACCCCGGAUGGCACCGGGGUGGUCGAGGAAGACAUGACCAAGCUGUGCAACCACCGCCGGAAAGCUGUUGCCGCGGCGACGCCGCCGGCCCCCCGCGCCCUGCUGGCGGAUGGAGAGAGUUCUUCCGUCCACGCUGCCGGCACCCGGGGCCGCCCGCCAGCCUCCAACGUCUCCGGCCGUCUCCCCCGCCAGCUGCCCCUCGGUCUGGCCGUCACCCGCUGCGGCAAUGCCUUAAGGUCCCCGGGCCCCCCUCCGCCCCCCGGGUCUAGAGCCCCCGACCGCUGUCCCCUGAGUCAGCCUUCUGGGGGACUCGCGGCCUCCUCCCCGGCCAGGGGCCUUCCGCCUGCGGCCUCCCCUCGGCCCACCUCCAGCACUUUACAGGGCCGCAGGCUGCGGGCGCCCACGGCCCCCAGCCCGGCCCCCUCCGCCGUGCCGCCUCUCGCCUCCCCUCCCCUCCCUCCCGUACUGUCCCUGCUGCGGCCCCUGCCUCGACCUCCCCUCCGCCCUCCCACCGAGAGCUUGAGGGGGGCCGGGGCCACUGGGGCCGCGGGAGCUGCCGGCCUGCGCCCUGGGCGUCCUCGCACCCCGCCUGCCUCCGCCGGGGUCCCCGGCAGCAGCUGUGGCACGGGGACUGCUGGCUGUCGGGUAGAGCCGAGGCGGGGGCGGGACCCCUCUGCCGCAGGUUCCCCUUACCCACCGGCUGCCGCCUCCCUGCUCCCACCCGCUGGGGGAGGGGUUUUCUCCUGCAGCCCGGAGCAGGGCCUAGCCCUCGGCGGGGGCUCCCCGGAGCUGCUGGGGGCCUUGGCCCUCCCCGGCCCCCUGGGCCCACCCUCGGACUCUGGCUUCCUACCUUGGGGGUCACAGCCCCCUGAGCCCCUUCUGGGCGUCCCCCCUGAUCUAGGGGAGCCUCCGGGGGCUCCCCUGCUCCCGUCCCCCUCCAGCGGGCUGCUGGCCGCCCUGGUGCCCCUCCUCGGCCUGGAGCCCUGUCCGAGGACCCCCCAUCAGCCCGGUCUGCUGAGCCCUCCCCAGUCGGGCCCACCUACCUCCCACGUCACCACUGCGCCUAGUGCCCCUGGGCCCCCCACCUCAGGGAGACCCCCGCCGUUUCAGCCACUGCCCACCCCUGUGCUGAGCACGGGCCUAUUUGGGGAGCUGCCCUUGCUGACGGGGCCCCCCGGCCCCUUGGCCUGCCUGUUGCACAGUCUCCAGGUGCCCCUGGAGAAGGCUGGCCUGGGGCAAGGCCCCCCCUGCGACUUGGGAAUCGGCCACGGGCGGGGCACGGGGAGCCCACAGCCCCUCCGUGGCCGCGGGAGGGGCCGGCGGGGUCGGCGGCCCGGGGAGACGGGGCCCGGCCGCUGGGCCGUCCGGCUGGGAGAAGGCGGUUCGGCCGGGCAGCUGGAGUGGGCCUGCCCGUGGCGGCGGAAUGGGGAGCUGGGCAGCCGGUGCUCUCGCCGCCGUGGCCGCGGACGCCACGGAGCCAGGGGGGCCCCGGCCAAGGUACCCCUGCCUGACGAUCAGCUCAAGGUUCCCCCGAGGGGUCGGGGUCGGGGCCGCAGCCGCCAGAGGGGCAGCAACCGGCUACGCCCCCGCCGUCGCAGCCGCGCCGUGGCCGGCCCGCCACCCUGACGAGGACCGGGAGGACCAGGAGACUAGGCCUGUAGCUGCGCGGCCCCCCCCGCAGCCAGAGGGACAUGGCGCCAGCCACGGCCUGGCCCCCAACGUGCCCCCACUCCCCUCUCCCCCGCCCACCCCGGCCGGGACUCAGGUUAUUUCUGCACAGACCAUCUCCUUUGGGACGCGGGUCUGCCCCCGACCCCGCGGCCCAACGGGGGGACCUCCCUCUGCCCCCUCCCCUGAACAAAGCAAUAACCCCACCCAGCCUUGGGAGCAGACCAUAGGCCGGGCCCCCCCUCCCCCCCCUCCGCGUC
Molecule: messenger RNA, 2463 nt
Organism: Tachyglossus aculeatus (Australian echidna)
Lineage: Eukaryota; Metazoa; Chordata; Mammalia; Monotremata; Tachyglossidae
Gene: MBD6
Product: methyl-CpG binding domain protein 6
Exons: 11
Coding region: 290-2161 (623 amino acids)
Cellular component (GO): nucleus; chromocenter
Molecular function (GO): DNA binding; chromatin binding
Source: RefSeq, a predicted model, not a curated record